AUUUUAUAUACAAAAUAUCUGUUUCCUAGGUUAUUUCGUACGUUAACACAUGCAAAUAAAUUCUUCGGAAACUGCUUCUGCUCUUCUGCCAUAUAUAUACAAGUGAGCUUGUAAAGAAAGAAAGAAAAGAGCUGGAGAAAGACAUCCAAACAAAUAAGUGAAAAUGGUGAGGCCCUGUUUUUUUGAUAAUAAUGGAAUGAAGAAAGGUGCUUGGAGUAAAGAAGAAGAUGAUAAGUUGAGGGCUUAUGUUCUGAGAUAUGGCCACUGGAAUUGGCGAUUGUUGCCCAAAUAUGCUGGUUUAGCAAGAUGUGGGAAGAGUUGCAGAUUACGAUGGGUGAAUUACUUGAAACCCGGUCUUAAACGGGGGAACUUCACUAAAGAGGAAGAGGAUCUUAUCGCGGAAUUACAUAACCAACUGGGGAACAAGUGGUCUGCCAUUGCUGCAAAUUUGACUGGAAGAACUGACAAUGAAAUAAAAAACUAUUGGCAUACUCACAUGAAGAGAUGCAAUAAACGAAAGGCAGCUGCAGCCCAAGUCACAGUACCACAGACUAUUGAAAACACACCUUCUCAAAUCCAAACCCCAAAAGAAUCGGAAAAAUUAAUGCUACUUCCCAAUACUGCCAAUUGGAUAGCAUGUGACACCACUUCCUUCGAUUCAAUUGCAGUUCCCCAAGAUAACUCCUUGCCCGAAACAUUUCCACCUAUUACAUAUAACGGUCAAACAAAUAUGUUUCCAGCCGUGCCCGACCCUUUUGAAUUAUCCAGUGAACUGAAUUUUAGUGAAUUAUCAUGCCCAGAUUUUUCUAUGCUGAAUGAUCUUUGCUGGGUUGGAGAUGAUAGUGUCAACUCUUCAGAUUCUGGAUUCCAGGGAAAUUUCGGGAUUGAACCCAGUGAAACUAAUUAUUUGUUACCAGUAGAGGAGGCAGGUCCUGUUUCUCCCCAUAUUUCGUACUUCGAUGAUUUCAUGGUGAAUAUGUUUUAGUAAGUAACAUGAGGAAUACAUGAGGAAGAAUCAUAGAAAACCUCGUUUAUGUAAACCAGAGGUGUUGCCAUAUGAGAUAGUAGAUUGUCCUCCGAUUUGAUAUGCAAUAGUAUAAUAAAUGUGUUGAUCAUUA
Messenger RNA from Olea europaea var. sylvestris, 1118 nucleotides. Its product is annotated as transcription factor WER-like. The record is from RefSeq and is a predicted model, not a curated record. Lineage: Eukaryota; Viridiplantae; Streptophyta; Magnoliopsida; Lamiales; Oleaceae. Bases 164 to 985 code for a protein of 273 amino acids. The transcript is spliced from 3 exons.